AUGGAAGGGAGGAGGUGGUCGGGGGGGAUAGAGCCGGGUUUUCGCCAUGGGAGGGUGCUGAAACUUCAUCUGGUGCAGAAUGAUAAGAAGAUUUGGGGUGUCGAAUCGAGGUUGUUGUGUCGAAUCGGAGUGGUGGCAGAGUGGGAGGAGUGUUGUGGUGGCGGAUUUGGUUCAGGAUUAGUGCGUUCAGAACUGGAGGUUCAUAGUAGAGAAGAUCUACCAAGAUCGAGAAUCUGGUCUCCUCAAUCCCUUCAAUUGAGUUCUCCCACAAAUCCACCGACCCAGGUUUCUUCGCCGCUGCAAGUUAAGCGUCUCUAA
Molecule: messenger RNA, 318 nt
Organism: Linum trigynum
Lineage: Eukaryota; Viridiplantae; Streptophyta; Magnoliopsida; Malpighiales; Linaceae
Source: the annotation of a GenBank genome assembly